Athalia rosae (coleseed sawfly) is the source of this 1993-nucleotide messenger RNA. RefSeq lists its product as uncharacterized. The transcript is spliced from 4 exons. NCBI's taxonomy places the organism in Eukaryota, Metazoa, Arthropoda, Insecta, Hymenoptera, Athaliidae. Bases 457 to 951 code for a protein of 164 amino acids. The record is from RefSeq and is a predicted model, not a curated record.
GUUGUCGUCACUGAUUCAGUCUGCAGAGUUUGUUUGAUUCACUCAGUCGUGCGGAGUCCGCCAAAGAGGCAGGAGCCGAAUUGCGCUUGUUGGUGAAUUAAUUAAGAUUGUUCAAAUUUCUAGAUCGUUAUAAUAAAUGUACAACAGUGCGGCGAUUGUUCGUAUCGUUAGAUAUCUACCAAAAUAUCAUCAUCCUCGUCCAUUUUCACGUAUACAACAUACGUAUAUGUGAUGAAUUUAUGGAAAAUGAUAAAUUGAUGUAUAGUAUGAACGGUAGUCUUCGUAGUAAAACAAGAAAGUUCUCACGCGCGAUUGCAUCUUUCGCGAUUGCUGUGACGCGAUCGUAAUUCGUCGAUCGGGUCGAAGUUCACCUGUAGCAGUGAGAAGUUCGAGUUGGAAAGUUAUCAGAGAAAUUCAUUCAAACUGUCAGACCCGGCCGCUACAUUCAGCCCAGCCAUGUCUCUGGAGGAAUCCCGAAGGUCCCAGCGGCCCUACCGAUAUGGGAUGGUUUUGCUUUGUGUCGGAGCUCUGAUCAACUGGUUGGGAUUGGCAGAGAAUUACGUCGAGCCGGUGAGAUAUAUUGGAGUGGCCUGCAUCGUCGCCGGAGCUCUCCUUAUAUGCGCCGCAAUGUGCUGUUGGCUUCACGCCCCACCAACUCAACCACAUUCGGUAUCAUUAAGAUCGAAUCAUCCUAUAACUGCACAGAUCGAUGAUCCAAUUCACGUUAUAUCGAUCGAUGAACCUGCAGGUGGUUCCAGACAAAAACCACCAGAUUACGAAGCGGUGGCGGACGCACCACCGAGUUAUGAUGAUGCGAUAAAAUUGAAUCCUGGACAAUUCGUAGAGAGGGUAAGCGACGCCGGUAUAUCCGGUUCGGUGGGACGUUCCUCGAACGCAGGACUUUCGGUUUCGGAAAUUGCACCCACGCCGCCCCCGCCUUACGCAAGGUGAAUAAUGGGACGAUAAAAAUAAAUGUGGCUGCUAACGAAAAUAAUCGAGGGACCAACAACGGGACCAAUGCGCGGGACAACCGCUAGUGAUCAACGCCAUGAUAUAUUUCUCCUUUUGUUUGAGGAGGGGUUGUAAUCUUGGUAUAUAAAUAACGGAGGUCGAUGUGAAACUACUACUUGGAUACUUGAGAAACCAUCACUGUCGCGCGCACCACCAAAAAUAAAAGAACCCUGUAUAUAUGUGUGUGUGUAUAUAGUAUACUUUGACUCACGUAUAAAUUUUACUCAUAUUGUGUUUGGUAAACGAGACUCUAUACAAACAGUCAUAUUGUAUACCUUUAACACGCGAGAAAGCAUCACAUGCUACACACCUAACGGAGUCGAGGUCUUGUUGGAUUCCUAUAAACAUUUUGUAUAUAAUUCCCGAGGCAAUUAAGACUUAAUGGGAGAGAAAGGAGGCAAAGAAGAAGGAGGUGAAGAAAAAAAAGGUGAAGAAGAAAAGGAAUACGAGAAAUAUUAAUUGUAAAAUGAAGUUAACGAGAUACACGAAUGGCAGGGGGGAAUCGAAGUGACCUCCAGCUUCGGGGGUCCUGCAGUGAGAUCCGAAGAAAACAAUGAUGUGCUUAUCGCGGUACCUGUAUUGUGUAUAAAGUUCAUUCCUCGCUAUGAAUGAUGUUUUUUUUCCUACUAUUUUCUCUACCUCUGGAUGACUUCUCUCACAAAAUACACAUCGGAACAGUUUCCACCCGCUUUACUUACCUGUAUGCCAUUAUUGCUACUAUAAUAAUUAUUAUUAUUACUACUACUAUUAAAUCUCUAUACAUAAACACGUCCGAUUCAUUGUGAUAUUUAACUCUGUUGGAUAGCAUUAAGCUGCAAGCCGUAUAAAUGAUCUUUGUAAUAUACAACUUCUUACAUAUGUAUAUGUAUGUAUGUACGUUGACUGGUCGUUGACAAAUUUAAGAUGACACUUUUUUUUUUCUUUUUUUUUUUUUAUACAGCGAUGCAAAAUGAUAAAUAAGUAACAUCUUGAUAUGCAAGCA